AUGGAUUCCGAGGAGGAGCGUGACUCGAAACAGGUGUCGUCUCCGUCCAGCGUAGAAUCACGGGACGAAGAAGAUGUUCGAUUGUUCGAAGAAGAAUUCAAAAAGCAUGGGGAUUACGACUUUGACGCCUCAAAAGUAGGAAGCAUUGUGGUUUUUUAUCCUCUUGUCUUCGGGAGUAGCGAGUAUGCAACAGAACCAGAAACAGACGGAGAAUUGAUGGAGAGGUUAUCCAAGAUCGCUCUUAAGGAACACAAUGAUAAUAAGAAGACGAAUUUUGAAUUAGUGAGAGCUGUCAAGGCUAAUUGGAGUCUUGGCGGAGGAAACAUUUUCUCCAUCACACUCGAGGCCAAAGAUGCUUCUCUGCACAGUGGGCCUGUACCUUUUCAUGCUAGGGUUUCCUACAUUCCAGGGGGUACAAAGGUCUUCGAUAUCAACCCUAAACCUCAACCUAAGCCAUGA
Messenger RNA from Arabis nemorensis, 459 nucleotides. The record is from the annotation of a GenBank genome assembly. NCBI's taxonomy places the organism in Eukaryota, Viridiplantae, Streptophyta, Magnoliopsida, Brassicales, Brassicaceae.